Messenger RNA from Phytophthora nicotianae INRA-310, 546 nucleotides. RefSeq lists its product as hypothetical. The transcript is spliced from 5 exons. The record is from RefSeq and is a predicted model, not a curated record. Bases 1 to 546 code for a protein of 181 amino acids. NCBI's taxonomy places the organism in Eukaryota, Oomycota, Peronosporomycetes, Peronosporales, Peronosporaceae. Gene Ontology annotation, molecular function: thymidine kinase activity; ATP binding. Gene Ontology annotation, biological process: thymidine metabolic process.
AUGAGGAUGAACAUUGAAGGGUGUCUACAACUCAUCAUCGGCCCCAUGUUCAGUGGCAAGAGCACAGAGCUCAUCCGCCGCAUCCACCGCUACCGACAUGCCAAGCUCGACUGUCUCGUGGUUAAAUAUCUCUUCGACACGCGCCACUCAGAGGAAAUGCUGUCGACACACGACAAAGUGUUCGUGGAAGCAAUGCCCGUGCAAACCUUGGCUGAGGUCCGUCCAUUCCUGAACGAGUACGACGUGAUCGGUAUCGAUGAGGGGCAGUUCUACCCGGAUCUGGUCGAGUUCUGCCAAGAUGCAGCUAACAUGGGCAAGGUGGUGGUUGUUGCAGCGCUGGAUGCGACUUUCGAGCGAAAAGCUUUCGACAAUGUGGUUGAAUUGAUUCCCACGGCGGAGAAGGUCAUCAAACUCAACGCAAUUUGCUCUUCGUGCGGCCAAGAUGCAGCGUUCACAAGACGUCUUGUGGCCGACAAAACCCUAGAGCUUAUUGGCGGCAGUGAAUUGUACGAGCCGCGUUGUCGUCAGUGUUUUUGCCUGAACUGA